Molecule: messenger RNA, 1290 nt
Organism: Magnolia sinica
Lineage: Eukaryota; Viridiplantae; Streptophyta; Magnoliopsida; Magnoliales; Magnoliaceae
Exons: 2
Coding region: 1-1290 (429 amino acids)
Source: RefSeq, a predicted model, not a curated record
AUGAAUGAGGUGAUGCCACAGAGGUUCCGGAUACCUCCCUUCAUCCAACACUCCAGGUCUGGUGACCCAUCCGAGCACGUGGAAACUUAUUAUUCGUGGAUACAAAUCCAGACAGCAACAGACGCGAUGAUGUGCAGGGGGUUCUCGAUCACACUCACAGGAUCCGCUCGGAGUUGGUAUCGUCAACUCAAGCCCAAUUCCAUUGGUUCCUUCGUGGAGCUUAACCGAUUAUUCUUUAUCCAAUUCAUAAGUGGUAAGAAGAGUCGGAAGCUGAAUACUCACCUGUUCACCAUCAAGCAAGAGCCUAAGGAGUCAUUGAAGGACUACAUCGUUCGCUUCAAUGAGGAAGUAUUACAAGUGGAGGACUACGAUGACAAGAUGGCGCUCUCCGUCGUGUUCGGUGGCCUGAAAGAAAGAAGUUUCACCUUCUCUAUUGGGAAGAAUCUGCCAAAGACUGGUUUGAAAGAGGGAAGGUUCACAUUCUCUAUUGGGAAGAAUCUACCAAAGACGUUAGCUGAUCUCAUCGUCAGAGCUCAGAAGUAUAUUAAAUCCAAGGAAUUCUCUAAGGCCCGCAAGAAUGUUCAAGUGACAAAGCCGACUGUCAAGGGGAAGAGGCCAAGGAACGAAGAAUCUCAGCUGUCCAGCAAGGGACCAGAUGACCACGCCACUCGCGAUCGUCGCCCAAGCAGAAAACCAGAGGAAAAAUUCCAUUCCUACACCCCCCUCAACACAUUUACUGAGCAGAUUUUGCUGGACAUCAAAGUACGUAAGCUUCUAAAUUGGUCAGUUUAUAUGAAGGCCAACCCCGAUCAUCGAGACAAGCGCAAGUACUGCCGCUUCCAUUGGGAUCACGGUCACAACACAGCUGAUUGUGUGGAUCUCAAGGAUGAGAUCGAGACCCUUAUUCAUAAGGGACACCUGCGCCGAUACGCCAAGGGAGAAAGAACCGCUCGGAAAGAAGAGCGAGGGCAAGAACAGCCGAAUAACUCCAGGGAAGAGCCAGCCGAAAUUCGCACCAUCUUCAGAGGCUCAUCCGGUGGGGAAGAUUCGAACAUGGCUUGGAAAGCCCAUUCUCGAAAGUUUAAUCCGGAACACUACAUCCACUUGACCAAGCGGCCGAGCAAAGAACUCCGGGUCAGUCUGUGCAGCAUGACCUUCUCGGAAGAUGAUGGGCGCGAGAUCCAGCAUCCGCACGAUGACGCCCUAGUGGUUACUAUGAGUAUAGCCAACCACAAGGUGUACUGCAUCCUGAUCGACACUGGAAGCUCAGCAGAUGUAAUCUACUCCUAG